Molecule: messenger RNA, 2989 nt
Organism: Rhopilema esculentum
Lineage: Eukaryota; Metazoa; Cnidaria; Scyphozoa; Rhizostomeae; Rhizostomatidae
Product: nose resistant to fluoxetine protein 6
Molecular function (GO): acyltransferase activity, transferring groups other than amino-acyl groups
Source: RefSeq, a predicted model, not a curated record
GUUUUGUACCCUGUGAGUGCUGAGGAGUCACAAGGUUGUGCCAGAGCUUUGACUGGCAGUAAGCUGUGUUUGGAAAAGUUAUGGUGUUUAAAUUGUUGCUUUUGGUUGCCUUUGGGCUGCUUAGUAAAGUGCAUGGCAAUGAACAUUCGCUGCUAAAUGAAGAAGCAGUUGGUAAGGCUUUUGCUGCCUUUGUCAAAGGUAGUGUGGGUAGCAGUAGUCGACUCAAGGCUAGCUUAGGCCGCCUGAUAUCUGCUUCAAAUACAACGAAUGGAGCUUCACCUUGCAUCCAGAAACUUUUGUCAUAUGUCACUUCACCAACUGGAUUUCCAAUACUGCUAGGAUAUCUUGAUUCAAUGGGGAAGCCUGGCAGUGGAAUAUUUCAAGGGAAUCUCUUUUGGCCAGGAUCUUUCUCAGAAUGUGAACAGAUUCCCGAGUCCAAGUAUUGUCUUGCAGGCUUUCAGUUGGGAUUGUAUUUUUAUGGAAAAAAGAGUUUUGAUCAACAUGGUACAAUGGGCACCUGUGUACCAGAAAUCUGUUCACCACAAGAGAUCCGUCAGAUACUGUCAUACAUCCCUUUGAACAUCAGUUACCAAGGAAUAGUCGAGGCCAAGUUUACAUUUCCAGAUAAGAAGGCCCUGCCCCCUUACGAUGGCCCAGCACUUUGUGAAGACAGGCAUCAGAAAUUCUCAACUGGCACUGUUGUAACUUUGACCCUUUGUGGUAUCUUGGCAGGACUAUGUUUGUUUGGAACCAUCUUUGAGCUCGUCCUUAACUUUCUAGAGUCGUUUUGCUCUCCUUCAAAAGAGCUUGUUAACUUGCCUGUUUACCACAACAAGGCCGCCAGUGACAUCGAAGCAAAAGGUACCGAACAUGGUCACGAAAGUGAUGAUGAUGAACUCAACUCUCAAUCGCAUACUGACUCCUCAGAAAAGACCUAUCUCGUUGAAAAGCGAAUCCUUGAGAAAUUGAAAAAUCAUCUCUCGUGGUAUAUGUGCUUCUCGAUAAUCAAAAAUACGAAAGCGAUUUUGAAUACUGACACCCCAAGUGGAGCUAUUCUUUCAAUAAAUGGGAUACGAACAAUCAGCAUGACAUGGGUAAUUCUGGGACAUAUUUACUCUGUUGGUGUUAUGGCUGGGGGUCUUGUCAAUUUCACCGAACUGGUCAAAGUUCUGAACAGAUUUAGCUUUCUGUCAAUCGCAAAUGCUUUCUUUUCGGUCGACAGUUUCUUUUUGUUGAGUGGCUUGCUUGUAUCUUACUUGGGAAUGCGGAGGUUGGAUGCGAAAGGCAAGUUACCAAUAUGGAAGUUCUAUUUGCAUCGUUACAUCAGGCUAACACCAACCUACGGAUUUGUUAUUCUCAUCUUUGUUUUCGUCUAUCCAUGGAUGGGAAAAGGCCCGUUGUGGUCAACAGUUUCGGCAAAACACAUUGCUGACCCUUGCAAGGACAAGUGGUGGACCAACCUUCUUUACAUUAACAACUUUUACCCAAAUAAAUUGGGGGAAGAGUGUCUCGGAUGGGGAUGGUAUCUGGCCAACGACAUGCAGUUCUUCCUCAUCAGCCCGUUUAUUCUUUACAUGUCAUACUGGUUUAAAUGGAUUGGAUCUCUUGCUUCAAAUGGAGCUCUUAUACUCAUUAGUAUAAUUGUCACGGGUGCUCUCAUUGGUCAUUACAAACUCCAGUCUCUCCAGGUGGUCGCCAAUCUGGCCAGGCCACAACCUGCUGCCUCCUUUGAAGAUCUUGUUUACAUAAAACCAUACUGCAGAAUAAUACCAUACCUUGCAGGAAUGCUGCUCGGAUAUUUGCUGUUCAGGAAAGUUCAAAUUAAAGGGCAAUUGAAGCCAUUGUUUGCUGUCAUUGGCUGGGCAGUCGCCAUUGGCUGUGGUAUGGCUGUUGUAUAUGGAACAUGGGACACCACAAAGAAAGGUGGAAAACCCUUCACAGAAGCAGAGAACAUUUUAUAUGGCUCACUUUCCAGGCUUACUUGGUCAGUUGCUCUUUCGUGGGUGAUUUUUGCUUGCCAUACGGGCGUUGGAGGCCUAGUAAACAGCAUUCUGUCAUGGCGUGCAUUCAUCCCCCUCAGUCGCUUGACUUUCGGAGCUUACCUUCUACAUCCAUUGGUCAUGAUUAUUUUCUAUCAAACCAAGCAGUCGCCAAGAGCUUACACAGAUAUGGAUAUGGCUUUUCAGUUUGUGGCAAUCACAGCAUUUUCAUAUGCAUCAGCUUUUAUCCUGGCACUUGGUGUUGAGUACCCAACGCUCAAUUUGGAAAAGAAAAUCUUUGGCCAAUAGACAGCCAUACAUGCUUCAGGCCAGCUUGCUGUUCGCGCUAGAGUACCGACUUUAAAAUUGAUUCAAUCACCCAGUAUACCAUAACGAUUGGUUUUAAUUAGAUUUUUACCCAGUCGAUCUGCAGUAUGAUUUAACAGGUAUCUAAAACAAAUCUUUUUUUCUUAAUUCCUUUCUGUCUUUUAUGAAUUUUUAUAUUUACUUUGGUUAGAUGUUUUUAUCUUUUAAUGCAGACAAUGGUUGACUUUAUAACCAUCCCCAACUCCCCGCACCCUCCCCCGUAGUUCCCCCAAAGUGCAUCAUUAUCCUGACUAUUACAAAGUUUAAUUUUAAGAGAGUUCACGGGGCUCAUCACAAACAUGAAUCGUGAAAGAAAUUAAAUAUAAAAACCCCUAAUUCGAUGGUGUGUUCUUACGUCUUGUUAGUUCGAUGUAUUUGGUAGCCGCUUUUUUUGAAUUUCUUUACGAUGCACACGUCGUACUGGUUUUAUAGUUUUUUUCUUAUUUUCUGUACUGUUUUUUUAUAAAAUAAUAUAUUGUUCUGUACAUGAUUGCUAAAGUAUGAUUUAAGUAUUAAUUGUAAAUAGAACGUCGCUGGCAUGUACGAUAACUGAUUUAAUAUGUUGUUACAUAUAAACUGUAUAUGACAGCUCACUCAUUUGAUUCUAUACGAAAUACAUCUAGAAUAGACAUCUAGAAACUUUA